Molecule: messenger RNA, 1924 nt
Organism: Acanthisitta chloris (rifleman)
Lineage: Eukaryota; Metazoa; Chordata; Aves; Passeriformes; Acanthisittidae
Gene: SCNN1B
Product: sodium channel, non-voltage-gated 1, beta subunit
Exons: 13
Coding region: 5-1924 (639 amino acids)
Biological process (GO): sodium ion transmembrane transport
Cellular component (GO): membrane
Molecular function (GO): ligand-gated sodium channel activity
Source: RefSeq, a predicted model, not a curated record
CAGCAUGAACCUGAAGAAGUACCUGGUCCGGGCACUGCACCGCCUGCAGAAGGGUCCUGGCUAUACCUACAAGGAGCUGCUGGUCUGGUACUGUGACAACACCAACACCCACGGCCCCAAGCGCAUCAUCAAGGAGGGGCCGAAGAAGAAAUUAAUCUGGUUCUUCCUAACACUGCUCUUUGCAUCCCUGGUGUUCUGGCAGUGGGGGAUCCUCAUCAACACCUACCUCUCCUACAAUGUCACUUCAUCUCUCUCCAUCGGCUUUAAGACCAUGAAGUUCCCUGCAGUCACUGUCUGCAAUGCCAACCCAUUCAAGUACUCGGAGGUGAAGCACCUGCUGAAAGAGCUGGACAGGCUCAUCGAGGCAGCACUGGAGAGGAUCCUGCAGCCCACACCAGGGAACAGCAGCGAGAAUGUGUUUCCACCACUCGACCUGCAGCUCUGGAACCAGAUACCCCUGGUCCUCAUUGAUGAGCAUGACAAAGACAACCCUGUCAUCCUGGACAUCUUUGAGACCAACCAGACUGCUGUGGGCAAUGAAACCACUGCAGCCAACGCAACAUUGGAGGAAAAGAAGUACAAGCUGGCAGUGAAGCUGUGCAGCCAUCAGGGCUCGGACAACUGCACGUACAGGAACUUCACCAGUGCAGCACAGGCAGUGACUGAGUGGUACAUCCUGCAGUCCACAUCCAUCCUCUCCAAGGUCCCACUGCACGAGAGGAUCCGGAUGGGCUACCAGGCUGAGGACAUGAUCCUAGCAUGUCUCUAUGGGGCUGAGCCCUGCAACUACAAGAAUUUCACCCAAAUCUACCACCCAGACCAUGGUAACUGCUACAUCUUUAACUGGGGCAUGGACGAAGAGGCUCUCAAUUCUUCCAAUCCCGGGGCCGAGUUUGGGCUGAAGCUGAUUUUGGACAUCAGCCAGCAGGACUACAUCCCCUACCUGUCCUCUGCUGCCGGGGCCAGGCUCAUGCUGCAUCAACAGAAGAGCUUUCCUUUCCUCAAGGAUCAGGGCAUCUACGCCAUGGCCGGGACAGAAACCUCCAUCGGAGUGCUGGUGGAUGAGCUGGAGCGGAUGGGCUAUCCCUACAGCGACUGCACCAUGAACGGCUCUGACGUCCCUGUCAAAAACCUCUACAGCCAAUACAACACCUCCUACUCUAUACAGGCUUGCCUGCGCUCCUGCUUCCAAAUCCACAUGGCUGAGAUCUGUGGAUGUGGCCACUACAUGUUCCCUUUACCUGAAGGAGUGAAUUACUGCAACAACGAGGAUAACCCAGGCUGGGCAUAUUGCUAUUCCUCACUGAGAUCCAGCAUCAAACAGCGACAGAUCUGCAUCGACUCCUGUAAAGAGACGUGCAAUGACACACAGUACAAGAUGACCAUCUCCAUGGCAGACUGGCCGUCAGAAGCCUCCGAGGACUGGAUUUUCCAUAUUCUGUCUUAUGAAAGGGAUAUGUCAACAAAUGUGACUCUGGACAGGAAUGGGAUCAUCAAGCUGAACAUUUACUUCCAGGAGUACAACUACCGCACCAUCUCGGAGUCGGCUGCCACGACGAUUGUUUGGCUACUGUCAAGCCUGGGAGGGCAGUUUGGGUUCUGGAUGGGGGGCUCGGUACUGUGUCUCAUCGAGUUCGGGGAGAUCAUCAUCGACUCACUGUGGAUCACCAUCAUCAACGUGAUCGGCUGGUGCAAAGGCCUGAGGCAGCGGCGGGCACGGGCACGGUACCCCGACGUGCCCCCGACGGUGUCGGAGCUGGUGGAGGCUCACACCAACCUGGGCUUCCAGCACGAGGCUGGGGGUGCCCUCCCUGGGGACGAGGCACUCCCCCCCGAGCCUGGCACCCCCCCACCCAACUACGACUCCCUGCGCGUGCAGCCGCUCGACGUCCUCAGUCCCGACAGCGACGCGGACACCGAGUGA